Molecule: messenger RNA, 4485 nt
Organism: Phyllotreta striolata
Lineage: Eukaryota; Metazoa; Arthropoda; Insecta; Coleoptera; Chrysomelidae
Source: the annotation of a GenBank genome assembly
AUGAAUUUGGGAUUGUUUAAUCGCAUGAAUUUGAAAGAAGAUAAAAGGAAAGGUAUGUACUCGGAAUGGACGUCCCUGAAUUUGUUUGCCCAAAGGGAAGACGAGGACGGUUGCAAAAGUGUAUUAGAAAAGUUUGGAUUUCCCAUUAGCAAGGAAAUUACAUCGGUUUUGGUUCAUCAGUUAGCUGGUAAUCUAGGCAUAACGCAGCCAGCCGAGCCCAGCCAUUUACUCUCCGAUAAAGAUGUUCAAUGGUGCAUGGAAGUAUUGUGUUUUGGAUUGUCUCUUCCAUUGUCUGAACACGAAGCUAUAAAAGAUUGUGUUAACGUGUAUUGCGAGUGGCUUACAGCUUUAUUACCCAUUCCGAAAGUUUGCGUUCCACAACCGAUUUUAGAUGAUCCUAAUGUUUAUUGCAGAAAAAUUAUUGGUCAUUUGCAUUACCUGUUUGUUCCUCGCAAAGGAGAAGACUGGCCAUUUCUUUAUCAGGAUUUAGGUUUCGAUACAAUCCACAGACAAGCCGUAUUUUGUCACAGAGUGCUUAGAACUCUACAACAAAUUGCACACGAAUCCAAAAUUCUCGAAAGAGAUACAUGGGAGGCCCUCUUAUUAUUUUUAUUAGGUAUAAAUGAUACCUUAUUGAGUCCACCAACUGUGAAAGAUGACGUUGCUGAUCAGCUGUGCGAAAGAGUACUUAGCGUGCUUUUCGAAGUAUGGCUGAUAGCUUGCGCACAGUGCUUUCCAUCACCUCCUUUGUGGAAAACGUUAAGAGAAUCCUGCAUGAAUUGGAGGCACCGGGUGGCUUUGAUCGAGCAAUGGAAUAGAGUGAAUCUUGCGUUAACUUCAAAGGUUCUUUUAUUUAUGUACGGUCCUGCAUUUCCAGAAUUAAAAAUCGGUGAAGAGGAUUUAAUACCUGCAGGGAUGUCGAAUGAUUGCAUCGCACAAAGUUGGUACAGAUUUUUGAAUACCAUUGGUAAUCCGGUGUGUCUCACGAAACCCAAAGUGAUUAGCCAAACCGAGAAAUUCCUUCAAUUCGCUAUAAGCACAGACAGCGUAAUUGACCCUUGCCAGCAUCCUUGCCUGGAAAGUUUGCCUUUGAUAUUCCUAAAGGCCAUCAAAGGCAUAGCCGGCCAGGUCGACGCCUUCUUGGGUAUUGCACAGCCCAUCUGGUGGGACAACGUAGUGACCGGCGUUGCCGGUAGCGAUAAGAACAAGGAAGCACCGCCGAUCACACAUUCACCUACACCACCUACUCAACGUCGGCUAGCUAAAAGCUUUAGUGUUACACCAUCUUCAGUCAAUAAGGGUAUUCCGAAGACUUCUUUAAUAGGAUUAACUACAAGUCGUAGUUCGGUUGUACAACCGCCUGUUUCUAGUUUGGGGCAGUCUUCAGCUUCGAGCACUUCUUCUUUAGUAUCAUUUGGUUCUGAACCCCGAACACCGCUGGCGCCGGGAAGGACCAAAUGCAACACGAUUUUGCAUCUAUUCGGCGAAUGGCUGUUCGAAGCAGCUUUCAUCGGAGCCGAAUUACCGCAGAAGCACACCAGCGAUUCUAAACGGCCCAAUUCGAUUGUGAUGGAUUCGAAAACGUCGUUGAAUUUUUCGCAGCCCGGCUCGAUGACCGACAGUACCGAAGUACCAUUGCAUCUGACCAUCGAUAAGUACGAAAGCGGCAAAGCCGAAGCCCUGGGCACUUUGUGUCGCAUUAUGUGCGCUAAGAAAACCGCCGAAGAAAUUCUACCCGUAUAUCUCGGAAGGUUUUAUCUGGCGAUUUUGCAAGGUUUGAAAGUGCCGGCGAAUCGAGAGUGCGGCGAAUGCAUGGUAGCCAUUUUGACGAAUUCGACGAAUCUCUUCCAUCUGGAUUUAGAUGGCGCUCGAAUAUUAAUCCCGUCGUUCGUAUCCGCUUUGGAGAUCGUACUUCCCGACAAAGAUUUGAAAUUGAAAAACCCCUGCAUAAACAAAACCGAACUGAGAAAGUGCUGCAUUCAAUUGCUCCUGUCCAUGUUGGUGUUGCCGUUGCAUUUUCAAAAUGUCGCCAUUAAGGAGCUCAUCAAUACAGGUUCUAACGAGAAACCGAUGACAUUCCUCCAGCUCAAACCGAAGUUAAUGAACUUAUUGAUGAACGCAUUGCAAAUAGAAUCUGAUCCGCACAACACUCACAUGCUGCUGGGCGGUUUGUUCUUGUGCGUACAAGAUUCGGCGAUAUUCGAAAAAGUCGAGCAAGUAACGCAAACCUCCACGGAAGGUUCGAACCUCCUCAGUUCAGCUUCUGACACCGCAAGUAUGGCGAGCAUGGCUAGCAGUGAUCGUUCGACGACACCCGAUCAGUUCAGUUCCAACGAAUAUGAUCCGUUGUUCUUACCUUUAGAUUCAGCGCAUGCGCUAUUCGUUAGAGCCACUUACUUGGUGUGUCACCGGUUAAUAUCCUCGUGGAAAGCGGAUUUGAACGUUUCUCUAGCAGCGUUGGAACUUUUAUCCGGUUUGGCGAGAAUUCACAUUAGGGGAUCUGAUGCAAUGGAAUGUAAAAGAGCCGUCAAAUGGUUAUGUGAUUAUAUUGUAUCGCAAUGUUCGAAACCGCCUCCGGCCCAUUCGAAAGACUUGCAUUCCACCAUUGUAGCGGCUUUCCAAUGUUGCUGCGUCUGGCUGUUGGAGCAUCCUUACUUGUUGCGCGACAAAGAUUGCUUAACGACGGUACUGGAGGUGGCCGAAUUGGGAAUCUCCGGCGCGAAAUCGAUCGGUAAACCCGGCGAGCCGGUGAAGAUGAAGGAGGAAAAAGACCUGAAACCGGCUUCGAUGCGCGUGCGCGACGCCGCCGAGAAUCUCCUCGCCUGCAUAUUGGAACAAGUCGGCUAUUUCCCCAGCGAAUGCGGACCGGAAUCGAUUUCGUCGCUGCUCGACGAGCUGGCUCUACUGAAGCACUGCAAUUCGUGGCCGACGAACUGCAACGAUCAGACCGUCGCCGUGGAGAAGUUCCGGUACUUCGUCACCGAAGGUUCGGUGAUGAUCGCUUUGCUGGAGGAGCCGCUGGGGAACGAUCAGGAUCCACAACCGACAGUGACUCUGUUGAUUCGAGGUCCGUUCGGUCGGCACGCUUGGACGAUGCAAUUGCGCCAUCUGCCUAGGCAUAAAUCGGGUACCAAGUACCACCCGCCUAACGCUUGGCGACCCGUCGUCAUGCAGGAUUCUCCGGUGAGGUCUACGGUCAAGCAAAAGUAUUUCCCUGACAGCGUUGAAAGAGUCAUGCAAUGCAAAGUCGAUCAAUCUAUUCCAUCGUUGGAUUCCGUUUUAAGAGGCGACGAAACGAUAGUGAGAGAAAUUAACGCUAUCUCGCAAUUAGUGAGUAAACAGGUUUUGAUCGAGAAUAAUAUAAAUCAAACGAAGUCGCUGCAAAAUUUGAACGAAUUCUCACCGCCUCCCGUUUGUCACGAUUUCCAAACGGCCCGCCUGUUUUUGUCCCAUUUCGGACUGUUGCCUUUGGACGAACCUUUGAAUCCGGACGAAACCACGCGAUUAGCCGUUUUGGAUAACACCGCCGGCGACUUUUGCAAAGACCUCAACAUCUUAGACAGCAUGAGCCCCAGGACUUGUAAUACCGUUCACAUUUUCUACGUCAAGUCCCAACAGACGCACGUUCAAGAUAUAAUAAGCAACGUUUCGAACGAAAAUUGCUUGUCGCCGUAUUUCUCGGAAUUCGUGCACAGCUUAGGUUGGCCUGUUAGAGUCGACACCCAUCCAGGUUGGACCGGUAACGCGUCUACCAGCUGGAAAAUACCUCCCAACAACAACGAAGAAACCCAACCAAUGGAGAAACAAACCUCCUACGAUGGAUCAUCGCAUGUGAUCUACUGGGCGGACGCUUGUACGGAAAUAGCCUUCGUUAUACCAUCCGAAUACAAACCCGGAGACAGUUCCUCCGAGCAAUCGAAUUUCAACGCCAACAGUUUGUCGUGUAGAAACGAAUCGUGGAGCGAAAAGAGCUGGUCAGACAAACGAGCUUUAAGUUUAGAUUUGGACAAGCAACCCAUCCCACCCAAGAGGAGCAUACAUAAAUCUAAUUUACACCCGCACACGAAUACUAAAAUAAUGGUGGUUUGGUUAGAGAGUUUCGAAGACCAUUUGAACCUACCAGUAGACGAUUUGCUUCAUUGCACAAAUACCGGUUUAGAGAAAUCGACGGUUCAGAAGCACGAAGAAGUGCUAAUUAUAUUUUUGCACAUAAUGUCCGCGGGGUUGCUGCGAGUGCAUUUACGAGGCCCCACCGGAAGGGUCGGGCUGGCUUCGCCUUUGAUAGACGGCAUGGUGGUGAGCAGACGAGCUUUGGGGCCUUUGGUGAGGCAUACGGCGAUAAAUAUGGCGAGGCGGAGGAGAUUAGAUAGCGACAGUUAUCAAUCGCCGCAUCUUAGGAGGAGAAUAAAAAUUCAAGAAAUUGUGCAAAAAUAUAAUAGGCAAAUGAGUAAACCGGAAUUAUUGACGUAUUUAUUUAGUAAUUAG